GGAGUUGCAGUCUGUUUCUUUACUGGUUACUGUCAGGUUGGAUUUCAAACUCACUACUUUCACAGCAUAUUCCAUUUUCUUGCAUUUCUGCUGCUUGAACAAUGAGCGUUGUGCUUCAUGAGCUGUUGCUUUGUUGUCGCCAUCUUGAAAAUGAUAAGGCAACAGAAAGAAAGAAAGAAGUAGAAAAUUUUAAGCGUUUAAUUCGUAGCUCAGAAACUGUGAAACAAUUGGAUCAGAACUCUGAAUCAAAACAUUCCAAACAGUUGAACUGGGAUGCUGUUUUCAGAUUUCUACAACGGUAUAUCCAAAAAGAAACAGAAUGCCUUCAAACAGCAAAAGCCAAUGUGUCUGCUAUCACUCAAGCCAACCGACAGAAGAAGAUGCAAGAAAUCAGUAGUUUGGUGAAAUAUUUUAUUAGAUGUGCAAACAAAAGAGGCCCCAGACUGAAAUGUGUUGAACUUCUUAAUUACAUCAUGGACACCCUACGUGAUCCAUUCACCUGUAUAGCUUAUGGUGCAGACAUCAGCAGCAUUUUGUUGAAAGAUGUUCUGUCCGUCCGAAAAUACUGGUGUGAGAUAACCCACAUUCAGUGGGAAGCAUUGGUGAGUCUGUACUGUAGUAUGUAUUUGAAGUCAUCUAAGGAUAUUAAUCGAGUACUCACAGCCAGGAUCAUUCACACGCUUGUCAAAGGGUGCUGUGAUCAGACUGAAGGGCUGCCUCACAGACUAUUUGAGUUCUUUUCAAAAGCUAUACAGAAUGCAAAGAUGGAGAAGAUAUCAGCUGCUCUUGGUCAUAUCCUGGCUGCUCUUAAUGCCUUUCUUAAUGUCUCUGCAAUAAACAGUCGUAUCAGGGUCUGCAGAUUAGGAGAAGAAAUCAUCCCAACACUGCUUUAUAUUUGGGUCUACAGCAGACCCCAGGAUUCCUUGAAGGAAGAAAUCAUUGAAAUUCUUCAUCUACAGCUUCGUGUUCAUCACCCUAAAGGAGCCAAAACUACAGAAACAGGUGCUUAUGCUGAUGACUGGGAAAAAUGGCAGAGUCUUUUAUAUCACCUGUAUGAUACUGUAGUGAAUGAAAUAAACCAGAUUGGAAGCAGAGGUAAAUACUCAUGUGGAUCCCGGCAUAUAGCUAUGAAGGAUAGCUUGGUUGACUUCACUGCUGAUAUCUGCCAUCAGGUAUUUACUCAAGAGACAAAAGUUCUGGAAAUAACACAACCACCUUAUGCCACAACUCAAAGGCAAUCCUUGCAGCAGGGUACACCGAGUAAAAGAAGGCGGAUUGAACUUGGCUGGGAAGUGAUAAGAGACAAUCUGCAGAAAUCUCAAAAUGAUUUUGAUAUUAUACCUUGGUUGCAGAUCACAUGUUCCUUAGUAGCAAAAUAUCCUUCAAGCCUACCUGCCUCUGAACUUGCUCCACUUUUGACUGUUCUACACCAGCUGUUGUGCCAGCAAAGACGAGGGGCGAGAACACCUUAUGUAUUAAGGUGUUUCACUGAAUUGGCUAUUUGCCAGAGUAAGAAGGCAACUCUGCGAGAAGGACAAAGACUGGACUUGCAAAAGCUUUGGACCAGGAUAUGGUCUGUUACACUGCGUAGCAUAAGUUCUCAGCAGACUGAAUCUAAAGGUUUUGGAUUAUUGUGUGCCAUCAUUAGAGGGAACCUGCUUCUGGUAGACAAAGAUUUCUGGAAGAUAUUUUAUGGAACUGUAUGUAAACCUUCAAGUCCUGCUGUCACAUGUCUGGCAUGGGCACUAGCAAAGUGCAUUAUUCCUGAACAGCUGGAGUUUGGAAAUGAAAGAAGUAUGACAAGUGAUGGAGAUGCAGCCUUUUCUUCAAGAGAGGCCAUUCUGAAAUGGUUACUGUCAUUUCACACAGAAGAAGAUUCUGAAGAAAAUGUAGAACCACCUGCUGUGAUUUGCAAGGAAUUUCCUCACCUUCUUGUUUCAAAAACUCUUGUGGGCUUGACCAUAAAGGAUAGUAGAUCUGGUGUAAAUUUUAUGAACCCAUUUUCUAGUGAAGGUGUGGUGAAUUUGGAGGACAAAGAAGAUGCUGGUUUCUCAACAAUUGAACUGUUGUAUCUUCAGACAACGUUUGCUAAAAUGCCAGUCUGCCCUGCUGCAUCAGUAAAUGACUCUUCAAAGGAUUCUGCUCCAUCAGGCAUUACUGUGAAUCCGACUUGGAAAGAAAAAUUGGAAGGGUGUUUGUCAACUGUAGCAGAGCAGCUUUUGAAUACUUACUCAUCAGAGACAACACCUGGAGAAUAUCUCAUCCGCUGUGCUGGCCUUUUAGUUAGUGUACUUGGAUGUUACUGUUUUAUUGGUGCCAUCCCAGAGGAAGAAGCUUGUAAAAGUAACCUCUUCCAGAAGGCCAAGUCUCUUCUACAGCAUGCAGGUGAAACCAUUUCUGUACUGAAGAACAAGUUAAAUGAAGAAUCAAAACUUGCAUCUUUGAGAAGUUUAGUAGCAUCCUGCAUACAUUUCUUGCAGACCAAGGGAAAUGCUUCUAGGAUCUGUACCAGUUUGUUUUUGCAAUUGCUGACAUCAAGAUUUUUAAAUGACCUUUCAGAAGUCUGCCGAAUUUUAGUGACGAGUACAAGAAAAAACAGUGAAGCUACUGAAACGGAUCUAAUGGAAGAGGAUCUUGAUGAGAGUACAAUGGAUGUGCAGGACCACUCCAAUAUUGAUCUUUUUGAGGAUGAUACCAGCCCAUCAACAGAUAGUGCAGAACUCCAUGACUCUGGAGAGUUGCAGUUUUGCACUGGUGUGAAGAGCCCUUUAGCAGAGGAGAAAUUAACAAAGCAGGAUAUUCUUCUGCUGGACACACUGAAAUUUCUCUGUGGCUGUGCGGGUGCAGCCCACUUCCAUUCAUUUAAUUUUAGACCGGCUGACAUAAGAAAAAAGCUGCUUGUUCUUAUUGAUGGUCAGAAUAUGGACAUGGCCCUCUCCUUUCAUCUGCAUAUGUACCUUACCCUUCUGAAUGAAUUUCCAAAUGCUUCAAAUAUAUUACCGGCAGAGGAUAUUGGCAUGCUUCUGAGACCACUUAAUACUUUAUGUUCUACAUAUCGUCGUGAUCAAGAGGUUUGUGCAUCUAUCCUAACACAUCUUCUGCCAUUGACAACAGCUUUAGGCCAAGAUAGGGGCAAUGCGGAAGAGCUCAGUGAUGUACAAGGACAACUGCUAACUGUUAUUGGAGCAUUCUGGCAUUUAAGCAAAGAAGGCAGAUGCACAGUACUUGUCAGAACAGAGUUACUGAAAUGCAUGAGAGUAUUACUUGAGGUGGAUCCUUAUUGUAAAUGGGCCAUACUUCAUGAUAGAGAUAAGGAUGAAGAUGUACUUAUUAGCGAUGCUUUUCCUCUAUUUCUUACUGAUAGUAGUCAUCAAGUUCGCAUGCUUGCUGCUGUGUCCAUAAAAAGUCUUUUUCAGCAGAUGGGGUCUCAUCAUCCUGGAAAACUUAAAGCAUUUCCAUUGAAAAAACAACAAAAAGCCUUUGAAAAUGUUUACAUGAGAGUCCAAGAAGGGAUGAGACUACAGAGUCAGGUGAAACCAGAGGAUCGUGCUGAUGAAGAAUGCAAUAGAAGAGCUACAUUGCUGAUGUUGAUUUCUGAGGUUCUGUGUUCUACAUCUGUUUGCGAAAAGCAAGCAUUGUUUGCAAUCUGUCAGUCAGUGAAAGAAAAUGGUUUGAGCUCUCAGCUCAUCAGAAAGGUCCUUGAAACUGUGUCAAAGUCGGUGGGUUACAGGAACUUGGAAGUCUUCAUGAAUUCGCACUUGGAUUAUCUGGUUUUUGAAUGGCUGAGAGUGACUGAUACUAAUUAUACCUUGUCUACUUUUCCUUGUAUAUUGCUUAAUUACUCAACUCUUGAAGAGUUUUACAGGUCUUGUUAUAAUGUUCUCAUUCCACAUUUGGUGGUAAAGAAUGAUUUCGAGGCUGUAAAAAGUAUGGCUGGUCUCAUCAUGAAAGACUGGAAGCAGUUGCUUGCAGAAUGUUUUCCAAAGGUUAUAGUGAACAUUCUCCCAUAUUUUGCUUACCAAGGAGGGAAUGAAAGUGGCAUGUCUAAUCAGAGGGAUAAUGCUUCUAAAGUAUACGAUUUUCUUAAGGAUGAUGAUUGUCUUGGGAAGCAGCAAAUUGACAACUUAAUUCACAACAGCCUCUCAGAAAUUGUAGUAGAGCUGCUGAUGACUUUGCAUGAAUCUCCUGCAGUAGCUGAAGAAGAAGGGACUGAACUGCUUAAGUUUGCAGGGGAAAUGGAUCCAGUACCAAACCCCCCACAUUUUCCAUCUUACAUUAUUAAGAUCACCUUGGAUUAUAUUAACAGCUGCCACAAAACUAAGCAGAAAAGUAUUGUAGCUAUACUUUCAAAGAACCCUGAUUCAAUCCAAAGAAUUUUGCUUGCCAUAUGUAAGCAGGCAGCAGAAACAACUAACAUCUAUGAAAAACACAGGAUCCUUAUGGUCUAUCAUCUGUUUGUUAACCUUUUGCUUAACGAAAUCAAGGAAGGAUUAGGAGGAGCCUGGGCUUUUGUUCUUCGAGAUGUCAUUUACACUCUAAUUCAUCACAUAAAUGACAGGCCGUCUGUAAUGGAUGAUGUGUCUACGCGUAGCUUCUCUCUCUGCUGUAAUCUUCUUUACAAAGUUUGCCAUUCCGCAGUUAAGUUCUGCAAGGAUGCCUUGGGGAAGCACCUUCAUGUGAUUGUGGGCACACUGAUUCCUUUAGUCUCACAGCAGAGUGAAAUUCAGCCACAGGUCCUCAGUUUGUUGAAAUUCUUAGUGAUUGACAAUAAGGACAAUGAGAAUAUAUAUCAUGCUAUUAAGUCACUAGACCCCUUCCCAGAUUUGGCUGCCUUUAAGGACCUGAGAGCUGUUCAGCAAAGGGUCAAGUAUGGUAAAGGACCUUUUACUCUUUUGGAGGAGAUUAACCACUUUCUGUCUGCCAGUUUCUCUGACUCAUUGCCUCUCACCAGGCUUGAAGGUUUACUUGAUCUUAAAAAGCAGCUAGAACUACACAAGGAUCAGCUGAAAGACUUGAUAAAGGAAUUCCAAGAUUCUCCACAGAACAGCUUUCUAGUUCAUUUAGUAGUAAGCUUGUUAGAGUUGUCCAAGGCAGCAGUUCAUCACUCUGGUGGUUAUGAUAUUCUAGAGGCUGUUGGAAGUUGCCUUGGAGAAAUGGGACCUGUUGAUUUCUCCACUAUUGCACUUGAAAAUAAUAAAGAUGCUCUGUAUUCCAGAGCUGUUGAGCUCUUUGAUUUAACAAAGUCAGAGUUUAGGUGGAUUUUUGUUGUACUGAAUUUGUUAAAUGCCGCACUGACUGAUAAGUGUAUUGAAGUUCGAUCAGCUGCAGCAACGUGUUUGAAAAAUAUAUUAGCCACUCAGCUUGGAAACCAGUUUUGGGAGGUUCACAAAAAUAAUGAUCCGAUGCUGAGGUAUCUUAUGCCCUUUAAGGCAGCCAAAAGAAAGCUUCUUGAACUGACAAGGCCUGCAAAAAAAGAUGAUCCAGCAGAAAAACUGGAUGAUGCAGCUCUUUGGAUCCCUGCCAAUGUGUGCCUUGAGAACUGGUUAAUGGACUUGACUUGUGCACUGCUGGAUAGCCGUGGAGUAGAAAAUGAAAUUCUGCUGCUAUCAAGGCCUAUGUGUGAGGUCAAGACAGAUUUUUGUCAAGUGAUCCUUCCCUUUUUAAUUCACGAUAUACUUCUUCAUGAUGCAAAUGGGGAGUGGUGCAAAUUGCUGUCCAGUCAAGUGCAAGGCUUUUUUUCAGCAAGUUGCAAAGUCCGUCAAGUUUCUAGUAGAUCAACAACACCAGCUAAUACUGAUUCAGAGCCAGAAAGUUUGAACCAUGGAAAUUUGGAUAAGACAUCAUGCCGGACCAUGCUUGCAGUUGUUGAUUAUUUGAGGAGACAGCACAGACCUCAGAAAGGAUCUGAACUGGUCACUGUCUGGAACAACAAUUUUUGGUUAGAUUUAAAUUACCUGGAGGUAGCAAUGGCUGCACAGUCUUGUGCAGCACAUUUUACUGCUUUACUGUAUGCAGAAAUCUAUGCAAACAAGAUCAAGUUAGAUGACGAAGAAUUAAAACGGUCUUCUUAUAAGGCAUCUCGUUGUCUUAAGUUUGAAGAGCAAAGCCAAGGUUUUACAAUUUCUGACCUUAGUGAGAGAAGCAGAGAAGAGACUGGGAUUAGUUUACAGGAUCUGCUGAUGGAGAUCUAUAGAAGCAUUGGUGAACCUGACAGCCUUUAUGGUUGUGGUGGUGGCAAAAUGUUGCAUCCUCUUGCCAGAAUCCGAACUUAUGAACAUGAAGCAAUGUGGGGAAAGGCUCUUGUAACAUACGACUUGGAAAUGAAUCUUUCAGCAGCUACACGUCAGGCAGGGAUAAUGCAGGCCAUGCAGAAUUUUGGGCUUUGCAGCACUCUCACUACUUAUUUAAAGGGACUGGAGUAUGAAAAUGCAGACUGGUGCACCGAGUUGCAAGAAGUACGUUACCAGGCUGCAUGGAGAAACAUGCAGUGGAACUAUGCAUCUUUUGACAGAGGAGACAAUUAUGAACCGGGCCGUAAUGAGUCAAUUUACAAAACUUUGCAGUCUUUAAGAGACCAUGAAUUCAAUAGCUUCUAUGAUGGCUUGAAAUUUGCAAGGGUCAAGGAGGUCAAAGAGUUGUGCAAAGGAAGUCUUGAGUCAGUAUAUGCCCUCUAUCCCACGCUUUCAAGAUUGCAGGCCCUUACUGAGUUGGAAAGUGUAGGACAGCUCUUCGUAAGGCCUUUCUGUGACAUUGCAUUGAAAGAUGUUUAUUGUAAGUGGCAAAAACAGUUGCAUCUUUUGAAGGAUAGUGAUUUCAAUUUCUUGGAGUCCGUGUUAGCACUGAGAACUGUGAUUCUGGAGACUUUGCUCGAGAAUGAAACAGAUGACGCCUCCAAAGACAGUAUUAAGGAUAUCCUUACAAAGCACCUCAUGCAGUUGUCAGAAGUGGCACGGACAGCAAGUAAUACUCAGCUUCCAGAAAGAGCCAUAUUUCAAAUAAAGCAGCAUAUCCCAGCUAGAUUUGGAGUUGCACUUUGGCAGCUGGAGGAAGCACAGGUUUUUUGGGCUAAGAAAGAGCAAAGUUUGGCACUGGCUAGUCUACGGCAGCUGAUUGACAAGCUGACACUAGAGGUGGAGUAUGAUCCAAGCUUAGCACCAAUGUAUGCAGAAUGUCUAAGGCUGUCUGGAAUCUGGUUGGCAGAAACAUGCUUAGAAAAUCCUGGAAUCAUUAUCCAAAGAUAUUUGGAAAAGGCAGCAGAAGUUGCAGAAAGUCACAGCAGCACAAACAGCGAAGAACUCAAAAGUGCCAGAAUGAAAGCGUUUCUGUCAUUGGCACGAUUCUCAGAUGCUCAGUACCAGGGUAUAGAAAACUACAUGAAAUCAUCUGAGUUUGAAAAUAAACAAACUCUGUUAAAGAAAGCUAAAGACGAAGUUGAUUUGAUGAUUCAGAAGAAGGUUACAAUGAACAGAUAUACAGUAAAAGUUCAGAGAGAGCUUGAACUGGAUGAACGGGCAUUGCAUGCACUACUGGAAGAUCGAAAACGUUUCCUCUGUAAAGCAGUGGAGAAUUACAUCAGCUGUCUAGAAAGUGGAGAGGAUCAUGACAUUUGGAUCUUCAGGCUGUGUUCUCUCUGGCUGGACAACUCAGUUGUUCCUGAAGUCAAUGAAAUGAUGAAGUGUGGUGCAAAGAAAAUUCCAUCAUACAAAUUUCUGCCUUUGAUGUACCAGCUAGCUGCUCGAAUGGGUACGAAGAUGCCUGGAGGAAAGAUAUUUCAUGAAGUUCUAAACCACCUGAUCUCUCAGACUUCUUUGAAUCAUCCACAUCAUACCAUGUUUAUAAUCUUGGCCUUGGCAAAUGCAAAUAAAGAUGAUACACUGGGGCUACCUGAAGUGCUGAAGAGAAGCAAGCUGAGUAAGAAUGCUCCAAGAGAACUUUCCCAGCUGGAUGAGGAGAGAAUGGAUGUUGCACGUAGUAUUGUGGAAAAUAUCAAGAAAUGUAGACCUCAAAUGGUGCAGGAUAUUGAAAGAUUGUGUGAUGCAUACAUCAUUUUGGCAAAUAUGGAUGCUAAUCAGUGGAAGGCUCAAAGAAAAGGAAUAAAAAUUCCAGCAGAUCAACCAAUCACCAGAAUAGUGGAUCUUGAUGACGUAGUCAUUCCAACUAUGGAAAUUAAGGUGGAUCCUUCAGGGAAAUAUGAAAACUUGGUAACAAUAAGUAGAUUCAAACCUGAGUUUCGUUUAGCAGGUGGUGUCAAUCUUCCAAAAAUCAUAGACUGUGUUGGAUCAGAUGGAAAAGAAAGGAGACAGCUUGUCAAGGGCCGUGAUGACCUCAGGCAGGAUGCUGUUAUGCAGCAAGUUUUCCAGAUGUGUAAUUCAUUACUUCAGAGAAAUAGUGAAACAAGGAAGAGAAAACUAACAAUACGCAGGUAUAAGGUUGUUCCUCUAUCUCAAAGAAGUGGUGUUCUUGAAUGGUGCUCAGGAACUAUUCCCAUUGGAGAAUUUUUAGUUAAUCAGGAGUCAGGAGCACACAGACGAUACAGACCAAAGGACUGGAGCAGCUUGCAGUGUCGUAAGAAACUGACGGAGGUUCAAAAGGAAGGUUCAGAGGGGAAAUACCAAGCUUUCAUGGAAGUCUGUCAGAAUUUCCAGCCAGUGUUUCGAUACUUCUGCAUGGAAAGAUUUUUGGACCCUGCUGUUUGGUUUGAAAAACGACUGGCAUAUACACGCAGUGUUGCAACAUCUUCAAUAGUUGGAUACAUCGUGGGGCUGGGAGACAGGCAUGUGCAGAAUAUUCUGAUCGAUGAACAGACAGCAGAACUUAUACACAUAGACUUGGGGGUUGCUUUUGAACAAGGGAAGAUUCUUCCCACACCAGAGCGAGUUCCAUUUAGACUGACAGGAGAUAUAGUGGAUGGCAUGGGCAUCACUGGAGUAGAGGGCGUCUUCAGGAGGUGCUGUGAAAAGACCAUGGAUGUCAUGAGGAAUUCACAGGAGGCCUUGUUGACCAUUGUUCAGGUGCUCCUUUAUGACCCUCUGUUUGAUUGGACAAUGAAUCCUUUGAAAGCAUUUUAUUUGAGACAGAGACAUGAAGAAGACACAGAGCUUAAUUCAACUUUGAAUGCUACGAUAGGUGGAGAUGAGCAAGAUUGCAACCGAAAAAAUAGCAGCAGUGAUACCCAAAGUUUUAACAAGGUGGCAGAGCGUGUUCUUCUGAGGUUGCAGGAAAAACUGAAAGGUGUUGAAGAGGGAACUGUUCUCAGUGUUGGAGGCCAAGUUAACCUUCUCAUACAACAAGCUAUGGAUCCAAAAAACCUCAGCCAACUAUUUCCAGGCUGGCAGCCUUGGGUAUAAUGUAAAAACAUAACACAGAACAAUAAAAAAUAACUCUUCAUGCUUAUUACUCAGAUGAUCUCAAAAAUAAAAUUCCCAACAUCCAAAGUUCCUGUGACAAUGGGAAUUUCAUAAUUUAGGAAAGUAAUAAAAAAGUGAUAAUAAUCACAGGACUAAGAGUUAUUCUGUUGAAUGCUGCUACUUUUAUGGUGUAGUGGCCACCUUGGCUACUCUGUUUGGAGCCUAAUAUUUUUUUGCCAUGGGAGAUCGGUGAAUAUAUCUGCCUUCUCUUUUGUAAAGAAAACAUUUGCACUGAGAUAAAAACUAGUUUGCUGCUUAACUGUUUUUGUUGCAUCCAGGAAUUUGUGUUAUGCUCAUUAAUUGAUAAUAAUCCACAAUUAUGUAGUUGCAAGAGUUGGAAUGCACCACAGGAGUUUAUUCAAAAGUUUUGUUCUUGUGAUAUUUCGAACUGUAAUGUAAUUCACAUUCUCGCUAGUAAAUAAUGUAGUGUUUAAACAUUAGCACAGUAUUCUUCAGUAUAGUUUGAGCAGUGGACUCAACAAUUUAUGUAUACGGUUUUGUACAUACAUUGUAGAAUUUCACGGUUUUAAGAAUACUGUCUGUAAAAAAUGGUGGUACGUGUAAUUGUGUAUGCUUUUGUACUAUAAAAUAAAAAUGUGAAUAUAGUAGUACAUUAACUCUCUAAAAUUUGGCAUUGUAGUAAAUUGUAUUAAAGUAUUUGUUCUUAUACCUCUUGACCUGUAGGAAUAAAGUACUGCCUGAAUAAAACGCUACAUUUUUCAA
This is a messenger RNA of Protopterus annectens (West African lungfish), 10130 nucleotides long. It is a transcript of the gene ATM, whose product is annotated as ATM serine/threonine kinase. Gene Ontology annotation, biological process: DNA repair. The transcript is spliced from 63 exons. Gene Ontology annotation, molecular function: protein serine/threonine kinase activity; protein binding. The record is from RefSeq and is a predicted model, not a curated record. The coding region runs from base 102 to 9347 and encodes 3081 amino acids. NCBI's taxonomy places the organism in Eukaryota, Metazoa, Chordata, Ceratodontiformes, Protopteridae.